Messenger RNA from Rhea pennata, 2130 nucleotides. It is a transcript of the gene RAB8B, whose product is annotated as RAB8B, member RAS oncogene family. Gene Ontology annotation, molecular function: GTPase activity; GTP binding. The record is from RefSeq and is a predicted model, not a curated record. NCBI's taxonomy places the organism in Eukaryota, Metazoa, Chordata, Aves, Rheiformes, Rheidae. Bases 48 to 767 code for a protein of 239 amino acids. The transcript has 10 exons. Gene Ontology annotation, biological process: regulation of exocytosis; protein localization to plasma membrane; Golgi vesicle fusion to target membrane. Gene Ontology annotation, cellular component: synaptic vesicle; endosome; trans-Golgi network transport vesicle.
UCCCCUCCCCUCCCUCCUCCCGCGGCGGGUGGCGGCGGCGAGCGAAGAUGGCGAAGACGUACGACUAUCUCUUCAAGCUGCUGCUGAUCGGCGACUCGGGCGUGGGCAAGACCUGCCUGCUGUUCCGCUUCAGCGAGGACGCCUUCAACACCACCUUCAUCUCCACCAUCGGAAUCGACUUUAAGAUAAGAACAAUAGAAUUAGAUGGAAAGAAAAUCAAGCUACAAAUAUGGGAUACAGCAGGCCAGGAGAGAUUCCGCACAAUUACAACAGCUUACUACAGAGGAGCCAUGGGAAUUAUGCUGGUGUAUGACAUCACUAAUGAAAAGUCUUUUGACAACAUAAAAAACUGGAUAAGAAACAUUGAGGAGCAUGCCUCUUCAGAUGUAGAAAGAAUGAUCCUCGGUAAUAAAUGUGAUAUGAAUGAAAAAAGACAAGUUUCAAAAGAAAAAGGGGAGAAGUUAGCAAUUGAUUAUGGAAUCAAAUUUUUGGAGACAAGUGCAAAAUCCAGCAUAAAUGUGGAAGAGGCAUUUUUCACACUUGCACGGGACAUUAUGACAAAGCUCAACAGAAAAAUGAAUGACAACAGUUCAUCAGGGGCAGGGUCACAAAGCCUCAGAAAUAAUACCACCAAGCUGCUGCUGAGAGCUCCAUUGAACGUAGACUGCGAUACACAAAAUACCAAGUGGAUUUUGUUCACUAAGCCUAUUGACCUGUCAGGCUCCUCUUUCUCAGAUAUGGAAGCUAUGAAGUGGAGACACAAAUAAGAAUUUAGUGCAAUUUUGUUGUCCCCUGCUGAAACUGAAGAAAUCUAAUUUCACGUUUUAUGGAUAAGGUAAAAUGCAUAUUUCUCUCUCUCUCUCUCUCUUGUUUUGUCUUGUUUUGCUCCCACCCGUACUCUCCAGCAGUAUUAAAUGGCUGAGUAGCUGCACUUUACUAGUGUGCUAAUUUUUGGUCAGUGUAGACCUCUUCCUGUGUAGAGUCUGGAUUGUCAGGCAUUGAAAAAUGUGCUGUAUCUUAGCUUGCAAAUCAAUCGUAUGUUUUACUGAGAACUUUCUUUUUUUUUAGCUAUCUCUCGCUUUAGGCAAGUGGAAGGUGAUAAAUCUGCCUAGGCAUCAGAUACUGGGUACUACAGGCUUUUCUAAUAUCAGUAUGAUUUUUUUUGUGCAGUCUUUGUUGCAAAUUUGCUCAAGACUAUAUAAUCUGAACUUGGAAGAACUCUUAGCUAUACCUCAGUCAAUUAGCUACUAUUCUAAUGGCCAUUAGAAUGAAAGUCAUUCAAUUAUUAUUCAUUAAGCAGCAAAUGUAUUUCUGUCUUGCUCCAAAGAUUGUCAUCAACUUUUUAGGAAAGGCAGACUUUUUUGUGGAUUUUGAUAAGACAAAGCUGCUGUUUAUGCUGUUGAUUUUUAUUUUUAUGAAACCUUUCCUUCUGUCCCAUGUCUGUGCAAUGCAUCUUGACCAAGUUUUUUUCCAAGUGUUUUCUAAAAAAAAAACACAAAAGAAAAAAUGGUCUCAGUGCUUCUCAACUUUAGCUUUCAGUCUGUGCUCAGCAAAACAUGCACAAAGUGGUUUUGUUGAGUAGAUACAGAAUAUUUGAUUUAGUUAUUAGUUGUCCUGAAGUUCUACUAUUGUAUUGUUGUUAAAACUUAAACCACUCAUGAAACCUAACACAGCUCACUUUUUAGGGAGGUGGGGAAGGGUUGUUCUCAAAAAUGCUGAUUGUUUUUUCAGACAUGCAGGUUGUUUUGGGGGUUUUUGAGGGGAGUUCUUUUUGGCAAAAUGCAUUUCUCAUCACAAGUACAUUUCCCCUCCUGGUCUGCUAAAGUCAAGUGAAUCAAGUCAGUCAUUUUCUCAAUUGAAAAUAGGAGUCUGGAAUACACAUAAUACGUUAAAAAUUGUGAAUGGAUAAUGAUUUGAAAGCUACGUGAAUAAUAUGUAAACUGCAUAAAUGUGUUGUUUGUGGAAAUGCAUCUGUUAUCUGUUUGUAUAUAAAUGUAAGUGAAAUUUUGCAAAGUUAAACUUACUGAGGGUUAGCCUGUAGAUGAUAGGUCCUUUUUUCCUCUGUUCACUGAACUGCUUGUGCCACUCUUGUUCUUAUAAAUAAAACUUGUAUUUCUGCCUGCCACAAAA